Musa acuminata AAA Group (dessert banana) is the source of this 2182-nucleotide messenger RNA. RefSeq names its product transcription factor bHLH48-like. Gene Ontology annotation, molecular function: protein dimerization activity; DNA-binding transcription factor activity. The transcript is spliced from 6 exons. The record is from RefSeq and is a predicted model, not a curated record. Bases 404 to 1225 code for a protein of 273 amino acids. Gene Ontology annotation, biological process: regulation of DNA-templated transcription. Gene Ontology annotation, cellular component: nucleus. Lineage: Eukaryota; Viridiplantae; Streptophyta; Magnoliopsida; Zingiberales; Musaceae.
GCUUUACAAUGUCGUUAAUAUGUGAUUUAUAUUGAAGUUGAUAUGAAUGUAAUGAUUAUAUUUAUGGAUAUAUAUCCAUCCGAUAAGGCGAUAUAUAACAACGGAGAAACGUGACGGUCAUGUUGUUAUUUACGCAUAACGUUCCCUGCCGUUUUAUAUGUGAAGUGCUUUUAACGCGUCCACCUCCCGCCUUCGGACUGCCAACAUCCGUCGCCGCGGAAUUGGAGGUCCGGGGCGACAGAAGAAGAAGCCGCGUUAGGGUUCCUGUGUGCCGAUAGUUGCGCACGGACUAGGGCUCGGUCGAAUCGAACAAGCCAAACGUGUUGGGAAAAAUUCGGGAUUGGAGAGGAUCGAGCCUCGUCUCGACGUGAAUCUCAUCCUCCGGUUCCGUGGGGCGAUCGCGAUGGGAUCCGCGAAGGGGAGCCCCGUGCGUCCGAGCUCGGGCGUGCUGCUGGCCUCCGACGGCUCCUUCAGUGCCCUCCUCGGUCUUCCGUCCGACCAGGCCGUGAAUCUCCUUCACCGGCUGCCGGAUCCCAACGCCGUCGCUUCCAGUGGCGAGAUGCGGCGUCUCUGCCUCCCGCCGAGGCCUAAGGCGGAGCUGCUGGACUCGGCCGGUCUCCGGCUGAUCGCGCAGCGGUCGGCGAAGAGGAAGGAAGGCGAAAAGCGCAGGGGGGAAUCUCCAGCAAAAAAGAGCAAAAGGCGCUCAGAAGAGGGGACUGCGUGCGGUAAGAAGCUCCCUUGCGUUCACGUCCGCGCUCGCCGAGGCCAAGCCACUGAUAGCCACAGCUUAGCGGAGAGAGCAAGGAGGGAGAAAAUAAAUGCUAGGAUGAAAGUUCUCCGAGAACUGGUCCCUGGAUGCAGCAAGAUAUCAGGUACAACUUUAUUGUUGGAUGAAAUCAUCAGUCACAUAAAAUCUCUCCAAUGUCUGAUUGAGUUAUUGUCAAUGAGACUAGCAGCAGCGAACUCAAGGAUCAGCUUCAGUGGCCCUGAUAGCUCCUCAUCAGUGGAUUGUGGGUGGCUAACAGUCAAUAAUGAGAGGAGUAGGAGGGUCGGAAUGGAACCGAUAGAAUGGUCAUCAUAUGGAGGAAGGAGGCAGCCACAACAGCAUAUCUGGCACAUCAAUUUAGUGCACCCCCAACAAACAUCAAGAGCCUCUGAAGGGGAGACACCCACUACACCGAUCAUGGGACCUUACUCUUCCAGUGCCAUCAAUUUGCUUCUGUAAUUCAGCACUUCAGCCAUCUGAAGACAGAACCUGAAGAUGCCAUGGUGACAGCAUGAUUUAAUAGCAGCAUGGUGGUAUGUUAAUGACAGCAAUAAAUUACUCAGUUCUCCAUGUUAUAAAUGUCUAGAAUUUUUCUUCCAUUUUUCUUUUUUUCUCAUAUCGGCGCACUCUUUUGGACAAGAAAGGAAUCAAGCAAUCCACCUAUGAUUUUAUAAAGUAUGAUAUUAGAGAUGUUCGUUUUGAACCAUAAAGAGUGUAUUAGCCUGGAUUAGGCUUUAUUAAUAUGUUUCAAGUGCUUCUAAAUCUGAAUCCUUGUCCUUUGAAACCCCCCUCGCCUUAAUACUUUUGCACUCGUUGCCUUGGCAAGGGGCUAUAAACAUGCAUAACAAAUUUCAGAUUAGCAUGAUAACUAGAAAGAGUUUUUUGGUUUCAAUCGAUGCCUCCAGUCUCUAACCAUCUAAAGAAUAAAAGUAGUUGGAUUUUAAAUGUCAGUUUGAUACAGGUUUCAAGUUAAGAUGUUGAUUUGUGUACUGCCCGAAACAAAUAGUCUACGAAGCGAUGGAAUUGUAUUCUUUAGUAUCUUAGUUGGAUCAGAAGCAUACUGUGAUUCUUAUUUUAAGGAGCUGUCAAGCCAGGAUUAAAGUUGAUCAUUUAAACAUUCUUAAGAUCACAAUCUCCACUAUUCCACUGGUUCCUAAAAGUUUCCAUGCCAGUUAAUUGAGCUCAAAUAUUAUUUCAAUUCCAGAGAUCUUUAAAAAGUAUGAUUUGCUCAGAACUAGGAGUUCUCUAAUUACAUAUUGUUAAGUUUAGUUGAACCUAUCUAGCAACAUUUGUUGAUUGAGCUUGGAAGCCAUAGUAACAGUUGAGAACUUGAUAUAAAUACAGAUGCAUUACUGACAUUGGAUAUUAUACAAAUCCAAAUGCCUAUAAAAGACCAGAUCCAGAUCGAGCCUAAUU